This is a messenger RNA of Conger conger (European conger), 1518 nucleotides long. RefSeq names its product lin-37 DREAM MuvB core complex component (gene lin37). NCBI's taxonomy places the organism in Eukaryota, Metazoa, Chordata, Actinopteri, Anguilliformes, Congridae. The coding region runs from base 542 to 1258 and encodes 238 amino acids. The transcript is spliced from 10 exons. Gene Ontology annotation, cellular component: transcription repressor complex; Myb complex. The record is from RefSeq and is a predicted model, not a curated record. Gene Ontology annotation, biological process: negative regulation of transcription by RNA polymerase II.
UACCAGAGAACCAAAUUGCGCGCUCUUCCGGGUUUCUGUCUGGUCACUAAGCAACCAGUAAUAUCCUAGCUGCUCACUAAAUUGUACACCAAAACAGUAUUAGAUGUUUAGAAAUAUUUUUCAAAAUAUACCUGCCAACGUUUGUUGGUUAGCAUAAUUACGUCAGUUGAGAGGACAUAAGUUCUGACCAUAUGUUCGGGAAGCAUUCAUAUCGACUCAAACAUUGCAAACAAGUGGAUUGUGGGAAAUGCAGUUUAAACCUAAAUUAUAGUUACGCAAACGCUACUAGCCAAUCGAUAUACCCGUCAUUUGUGAAUGACUUAACAAAACACCAAUGAUAAAAAGUGGUGGCCUUCCAUUUUGCCCAAUGAGUGAAUAGGAAUUAGGUUGCGCGCGGAAGAGGAAAGUCCGUUGCAGGGGAUUGGACCACGGUUUAUCGUCUAAAUAGAAUUAGCAUUUUUGUGUCUAGUUAUCGACUAUGUCGACAUGAAACACACAACCCAAUGAAAACAGCAGUGAGUGAAGAUCAUUUGGACUGACGAUGUUGCACGUUAAAAUCAAGACGGAAAAACCAGACGCGGACACGGCUAGCGCCCGGAGCCGCCUGGACGCUGUGCUGCAGGGACUAGUGGAGAAGAGCGACAGCGAGAGGGAACAGAAUGAUGAUGAGACGGGAAAGCCAGCAGCAGAUUCCCUGAGCAAGGAUCUGUCUCCAUCUUCCACAGGAAAACGGCCGUCAUCACGGUUCCCACAACACCGGCGGAAGAAACGCAAGGAGAUGGAUGACGGGCUGUCAGAGAGCAGCCAGCACAAACAGAACGCAUACAUCAUCAAGCUGUUCGACCGCAGUGUGGACCUGGCCCAGUUCAGCAGCGCCACCCCUCUGUACCCCAUCUGCCGGGCCUGGAUGCGCAACAACCCCACCGCUAGGGAGCGUGCCACCUCUCCCAGCCCCCCUCACAGCGCGGGGGAAGACGAGGCAGCUGAUAUGCAGAACGGAAAGGGUCAGAAUUAUUACCGGCUCCCCCUGCCAACCCCCUCUCCCCUUAGCCCCUCUGGGGACCCCGUCAAUCUGCGCAUUCCGGACAAGCCAGCUGCUAGCAAGCCUUCUGAAUCUGCUCCUAUGUCAGCACCUUUGAUCUACAAUCAUAUGGAACGUUGGAAGAAAAUUAGACAGAAGUGGAAAGAGGCUUCAAAUAAGAACCAACUGAGGUACAGUGAAAGCAUUAAGAUCCUGAAGGAGAUGUAUGAACGCUAGCUCCACCUGCUAACUUCUCCAGCCCUGUAGAGGGCAGUAUAGGACAGAGGCAAAUAUGAGAAUGGAAAAAGGGGUUGCAUCCCCUAAAAUAGGAGGGUUUUUUUAUUUUAUUUUAUUUUAAAAUUUGUUUGCUUGCACCCAAGUGCUCUCCCAAGCUCCCUCCCAAACUUGGGUUUGUCAACAUGACAAACUGUUUGGAUCAUAGUGAAUCCAGGUUUAGUUAAUGACAAGAUUGGUGUAAUAAAAUACCACUGACAUUG